AUGAAUAAUGUGAGCGUUGGGGGCGACAGUGGGAUUACUCAGACAGUGGUGAGAGAGACAUCGAGGAGAGCCCAGAGCAAAGGAGGGGAGAAAGCACCAUCCUUCAGCUUUGGUCCACUCUGCCUCUGAGGGCUGCGUUCUAACCGGAUCACUGUGAGCAUCAGAAUCGAGAUGAACAUCGAGGUUGGGAACGUUUCUUAUACGGGAGCCAUCAUUUCCUGGUCGUCCUCGGAGCCCUGCCUGGAGGACUAUUACCAUAUUAUGUACAGGCCCAAUUGGAACAGCAUCUUCUCUGGCUAUCUUCGCUACAGCUUCCACCACGAGGAGAAGGUGCCUCGAACAAUCAGCUCCGUGGUGCUGGAACACCUCACCCCUUCCACUCUCUACUUCCUGUGCAUCAGCUGCAAGAAGAUUCUCUUCCCUUACAGGCACUACUGCACCAUGUUCCACACCCUGGAUAAGAGUCCACUGGCUGCUGGAAGUUCCCUGGUGGACCCGCAGAUCUCCCUUUGGGUGCUGAUGGCCAUUCUGCUGGCCUGCUUCACCGCAGUCCUAGCCUUCAUCUGCCUCCAGUUCUGGUGUAUCCGUUGCCACGAGCCUCGAUGGUCUUACAGAGCCGGCCACAUGGAGGAAGCCAAUGGGCUGGUGAGGUGGCCAGAGGAGGCCCCGGGUCUGGGUCAGGGGGAGGAAGACCUGCAGGGGCUCCCUUUGGUGGAACUGCUGCGCAAGAACUCGGGAGCUGACGCGGAACCAGAAGGGGCAGCCGCAGCCGCAGACGCCGACCAGGAUGCCCCCGACGUGGGUGCCUGGCAGAGGCAGGGCAGUGAUCACCCUGCCGCACUGCCUCAUUUUGGGGAGUGA
Molecule: messenger RNA, 861 nt
Organism: Hippopotamus amphibius kiboko
Lineage: Eukaryota; Metazoa; Chordata; Mammalia; Artiodactyla; Hippopotamidae
Gene: FNDC9
Product: fibronectin type III domain containing 9
Exons: 2
Coding region: 172-861 (229 amino acids)
Molecular function (GO): protein binding
Source: RefSeq, a predicted model, not a curated record